Messenger RNA from Helobdella robusta, 207 nucleotides. RefSeq lists its product as hypothetical. The transcript has a single exon. The record is from RefSeq and is a predicted model, not a curated record. The annotation marks the transcript as partial. NCBI's taxonomy places the organism in Eukaryota, Metazoa, Annelida, Clitellata, Rhynchobdellida, Glossiphoniidae. Gene Ontology annotation, molecular function: calcium ion binding. Gene Ontology annotation, biological process: heterophilic cell-cell adhesion; establishment or maintenance of epithelial cell apical/basal polarity. Gene Ontology annotation, cellular component: protein-containing complex; plasma membrane.
GAGUUGAACGAGUGCGCAUCGAAUCCAUGUCUGAACGCAGCUACCUGUCUUAAUCUCGUCAAUCAGUUUAAGUGCAUCUGCACUGACGAGUUCACAGGCACUCACUGCCAACAUGGUAAUGAUGAUGAUGAUGAUGAUGACAUGAUGAUGAAGAUGAUUGUGGCUAUGAUGGUGAUGAUAGUGCAGACGAUGUUGAAAGUGGUAUGA